CUGAGAUCAGCAGAAUCAACUGAAUAUCCUCACACAGCUGCGUGUCAAAGACCUUUCUAACUGGAAUAGAUUUUUUGGGGGGGACAUUCAGCUAUUUAAAAAUAUUUUUUUAGUUUUUAGUAGUUUUUACGGGUUAAAAGAAUAGUUUCGGCGGGUACUAAAGUUCCGUGUUGGGCAGCUCAAACACAUGGAUUUUUUAUUCAUGACCCACAUGUUGUGUAGAUAGAGAGGAGCUACUGCGCAGGGGGUCCAAAACGCGUCCGCGGUGCCAAGGACAACCAGACGCGCCGAUUCCUCUCCAGCUUUUACGCAAUCCGCGCAGCGCGGCGCGCACGUCGUCGCAUUUACUUUGGUCUUUCGUUUUUUUUUCUCACGCUUUUUUGUCUUUCCUCGGGAGUACCGCUGCUGACGGCGGCUCGGUGUCGACAUGCUGCAAAAUGGAAACGGAAACGAGAAGCCGCUGCGAGCGCCAAAAGCCGAGGCAGAGCCGGACUCCCCGGCUGACGAGGCGAAACUGCGGCAGCACACUCCCCCCGAAACCGGCGCACAGGACCCGGGCGGCGAGUUCACGCACUUCCCCUUGCCCGCUUACCCCAAAUUGGAGAUAAAGCGCUACGCGGUGACGGACGAUUACAAGAUCUCCACUCAGGUUCUGGGCUUAGGGAUCAGUGGCAAAGUGCUUCAGUGCUUCAACAAGAAGACUGGAGAGAAGUGUGCACUGAAGAUUCUCUACGACAGCCCCAAAGCCAGGCGAGAGGUGGAGCUGCACUGGCGGGUAUCCGGAGGGCCGUACAUUGUUCGCAUCAUCAGCCUGUAUGAAAACAUGCAUCACGGGAAGAAGUGCCUGCUCAUCAUCAUGGAGUGUAUGGAGGGAGGAGAGCUGUUCAACCGAAUCCAGGCCAGAGGAGACCAGGCUUUCACUGAGAAAGAGGCUUCUGAGAUCAUGAAGGACAUCGGCACGGCCAUUGAGUAUCUCCACCACAUCAACAUCGCUCACAGAGACAUCAAGCCAGAGAACUUGCUGUACACCAUCAAAGAAAGAAACGGGGUCCUGAAACUGACCGACUUUGGCUUUGCUAAGGAGACGACGCUAGACAACUCUCUACAGACCCCCUGUUACACGCCGUACUACGUGGCCCCUGAAGUUUUGGGCCCAGAGAAAUACGACAAGUCAUGUGACAUGUGGUCGCUGGGCGUCAUCAUGUACAUCCUGCUGUGUGGUUUCCCCCCGUUUUACUCCAACACGGGCCAGGCCAUUUCCCCGGGGAUGAAGAGAAGGAUCAGGAUGGGCCAGUACGAGUUCCCCAACCCAGAGUGGGCUGAGGUGUCCCAGGAAGCCAAAGAUUUGAUCAAUGAGCUGCUGAAGACAGACCCUAACGAGAGGAUGACCAUCAUUCAGUUCAUGAACCACCCCUGGAUUAAUAAGUCCAUGGUGGUUCCCUCCACUCCGCUCCACACCACCCGGGUGCUGACUGAAGACAGAGAGAUGUGGGACGAUGUGAAGGAGGAGAUGACCAGCGCUCUAGCGACCAUGCGUGUGGACUACGACCAGGUGAAGAUCAAAGACCUCGACACCUCCAGCAACCCGCUGCUCAACAAGAGACGCAAGAAGGCCGCCGCGGGGGCCAAGGGGGGCUCCACGGUCUGCCAAAGUCAGUGAGACGCGGAGGGACGUCGCCGGAGAUCCAAGCCGGACAGCCGACGUGUGAUGAAAAGCAGUUCAGGAGAGGCAGGAGAGGCUGAUUGGUGCCGGAGAAGAUCAUUCACACAUUUGUCCGAGACUCUUGAGGAAGUGGAUGUUAAGGAAACGGUUUCUACAAUAAAGAGACGGCAUAGGAACGAGAACACAGUGGCAGCUGGACAUUUACAAGACGUAUCGGGCUGUCAGCUGUUUACUGGGGUUCUGUCUGUUUUUUAUUAUUUUUAUGUAUGUGUGUCAUUUUCAGAGUGUCUGUGUGAACUGUUUCAAGCAUUUUAUGUUUUCCAUAUUCUGAUGCUGUUUGAGGUCUGCCUUUUUUAACUAUGCACCGCUGUGCAAACCACACAAAGAGAGACAAAGCCAGUGUGGACAGACUGGAACUAGUGCUCUCCCUAGAAUUACCCGCGUGUUUUAAACGCUGUCUGAUAUUUCAUGAAAUAAAUCACCUUACACUGAACCCGUGGGACUAUUUUCCAUGGAAGCAACAAUAAAUUGGCCCAGCAGAUGAAGUGGUCUCCUUAAUGCAGCGUGCAGCCUGUCUGCUUCCGGUCUGUGUGCGGCCAGAGAGCUUUGCGUGUCGGUGGCGUAAUGGUUGCUUGAGCUAGAUGGAUGAGUUCUUUCACCUUUCUUGAGGUAGGUCUCGCACCUGUGUUUAUUUAGGGGGGGGGAUAUUUAGGUGCUUCCUGUAAAUAGAGGGCCGCGGUUUUUGCUCCAUGUUAAAACAUCAGGAGUGGAGACCUCCUCCGUCAGGUAUGUCCACUCCGUGCAGAGAUUGGAUUUGUUCAUACGGAUGUAAAUUCAACUUUAUAGAGCAAAGGGCCAUGGAACUAUUGCUUUUGUCGUCUUGCCUUUCAGGCUUUGUGAGGAUGCUAUAAAUAGCAGCGGUGGAAUAGUUAUUUGGGACGCAGCUAUCUGACUUGGAGUUCGACUUAAAAAGGUCAACAAUAUUACGUUUAGAUUACAUGUUGGGUACCUCUCACCCACUUGGAUCACAUGGUGCCCCUCCAGUAUUUGGGUGAUGGGUUAAAGGAAGCUCAUCAUAAAAACUACUUGGCUUCCCUGCUGUAAAUACAGGACGUCAGCCAUUAUUAGAUGUGGCCCAAAUACUGCAUGACCUCUCAGCUGUUGUUUGGUGCACCGGUGUUUGAGUAUUAAAAAGUUCUGAGCAGUGUGUCUGCUGGUGGAAUUUGACAGUGUUUCGCAAAUAUAUAUAUACUUCCUCAUGAGCAGGCAGUCAAAAGUACUUUUCCAUUGUUUCCCGGAGACAAGCACGGUCAUGAUUACAGCAGGAGUUUGUAUUCGUGGUGUUGACGUAAUAGUGUGUCAUGAAUUUCCAAUUGAUGUUACUUCACACACACAUCCUCCCCAUCAUGCGCACAUAAAGAAAACAGUUCUUAUUAGGACAGGGGUCUGUGUUUUGUGCAUAGUACUAGGUCUUAUAUACUAAAUAUCGUUUGAUUGAUUUAAACAUCUUUUAUCUUAUAAGUCUAUCGUCGUAUUUCAACAUACAGUCGGACGGGAUACUUCCUGAUAAACAACGUCAUCGUCCUAUUGCUCAUGUAUGAAAGCCUUAGUGGUACGUGGGUGUGCAGGCCUGUCCCUCCGGUGUGCGAGUGUACGUGUCAGUGGGAUGGGUGGGGGUUUAGAUCCCUCUGGCUUUCGCCGAGGAAUGUUUCAAAGGUCAAAGAGCCAUCUGACCUCCGGCUGCUUCUGUCCUGCUCAGUCCAGCUGGUCUAAAACUGUCUGACAUCCAUUUGUUUGUUCGUUCGCCUCAUGGCCUCCACGGUGUGAAGAACUCGACGAUUCCCUGAUUUCUUUCUCUUCUCUCUUUACUUUGUGUGUGUGAUUGUCUCAUUCAGCCACAGAUGUGCAGUUAAAGGCCUUGUGCUUGACGUUAAGUGGGAACACUUUCACAGGCUGAACCCAAUAGCGUGCUUCACCCUGGCCACAAAACCUGCAUCAUAAUAAACGCAGAACACAAUUCUCUCCCAUCUGAUUGCUGAAACCCUGCAGCUCAUUCGGUGUCAACAGGUCUCUUGUUGUCCCUCGUGUCCUUCGUCACGAACGGAUUCGUUUGGCUUCCGUUGUCUUUCAACUAACCUUCCUGUAAUCUACACUUUACCUUUGAGUAAACUUCUUCACCGA
Molecule: messenger RNA, 3844 nt
Organism: Gasterosteus aculeatus aculeatus (three-spined stickleback)
Lineage: Eukaryota; Metazoa; Chordata; Actinopteri; Perciformes; Gasterosteidae
Gene: mapkapk3
Product: MAPK activated protein kinase 3
Biological process (GO): protein phosphorylation
Molecular function (GO): ATP binding; protein kinase activity
Source: RefSeq, a predicted model, not a curated record